AUGGAGAAGAAAGAGGUGUAUGCUGAUAUGGUUAUGGAUUGCUUCGGUAUUCUAUUGUCACAUGUGGAUGAAGAUAUGAAGGAUUCUGGUGUAUGUGCAACAUGUGUGGUUAGAUUACGGGAUGCUUGUGCCUUCAGACAGCAGGUGCUACAGUGUGAAGAGCUGUUCCUGCACUCAAAGCUUGAAGAUAAAGAUGAUCUGGCAGACCAGAAGAAGGAUGUGGAGCUGCCCCCCAUGGAGCUAAAGGCUGAACCGAGAGAUGAUGAUGGCAGUGAUCGCCUCACAAUCGAUGACGUCAUAGCAGGGGAGUACUCGGCGGACGACUUAGAAGAUGUGAAACCGAAAAGAGAAGACGAACCGACGGCUCCCACGCCCACUCUAGAGGAGUCAGGGCCUAUGGAUGAUGACAGUGACUACUCCCUCUCUUCUUCGGACUCCGACAAGCCAAUCAUCAGGAAACCUAAAAGCACGCGUAAGCGGAAAAUGGAGAAAGCGAACGGUGCGCAGAAGAAGAAGUCGCCCAAGGGACUCAGAAAGAGUAAACAGAAGGCUGGAUCUUCAGUCUCCAAGUCCCUGCCUAAGGUGGGCAAGAAACCGCCACCUGAGAAGAGGAACACCCACGACAGAGACCUCGACUGCAUGUCCGAGGAGAACCUGCUUACAAUAAUACAGUACUCCUAUGUGUGCCCAUUCAAAAAUAGGAGGAACAACUACUACUGCUUCUACUGCAAGGACUACUACCCGAAGCCAGAGGAUCUCAGGGAGCACACCGCCACCCACGACACGAAACCGUUCCAGCUCCUGAUGGGCUACAAGAAGAUGCCCAAGAUCGACAUAACCCGAAUAGACUGCCGCCUCUGCGCCGCGAAGAUAGACGACCUGAGCGCGUUCAAGCACCACAUAGACCAGGUCCACGGCAAGAAGAUCUACUUCGAGGCGCCCGACAAGAUGCUGCUCUACCGCCUGACGUGGAACGACCUAGUCUGCGUGAUGUGCGGCGGCGUGUUCGAGGACUUCAACACGCUGAACGCGCACAUGGUCGAGCACUUCAGCAACUACACUUGCGACGUGUGCGGUGUCUGUUUCUUGGAGAAGCCGCGCCUCGACGCCCACCUGAAACGGCACAAGGACGACGAGAGGCACACCUGCGAGGUGUGCGGCAAAGUGUUCAAGUCCAACCACUACAAGGACAUGCACGUGGACAUUGUGCACAGGAAGAAGGCGAUAAUCCGAUGCCCCCGCUGCGACGAGUGCUUCAUGUCGUACGCCCUGAAGAACAAGCACCUCACCGAGGCGCACGGCCAGCGGCGCACGUACCCGUGCAACCUGUGCGACAAGGUGUACAACCGCCAGAAGACUUUAACGGAGCACCAGAGGCGCAACCACCAGAAGGUGCUCAAACACCAGUGCGAGUACUGCGACCAGCGGUUCUACCUGCCCUCGAGGCUGAAGGAGCACAUGGCGACGCACACCGGCGAGAGGAACUUCCGCUGCGAGUACUGCGAGAAGAGCUACCCCAGGCUCAAGUCGCUGCAGUACCACAUACGGACGCACACGAACGACAGACGCUACCGGUGCCACAUAUGCGGCCAGGCGUUCAUACAGAACGCCAGCCUGAAGACCCACGUGAAGAGCCACCACCCGGAUUGCGAUGUCGAAGGCUGCUACUUC
Messenger RNA from Iphiclides podalirius (scarce swallowtail), 1671 nucleotides. Lineage: Eukaryota; Metazoa; Arthropoda; Insecta; Lepidoptera; Papilionidae. The record is from the annotation of a GenBank genome assembly.